Caenorhabditis briggsae is the source of this 1110-nucleotide messenger RNA. Gene Ontology annotation, molecular function: O-phospho-L-serine:2-oxoglutarate transaminase activity; pyridoxal phosphate binding. NCBI's taxonomy places the organism in Eukaryota, Metazoa, Nematoda, Chromadorea, Rhabditida, Rhabditidae. The transcript has 6 exons. The record is from RefSeq and is a predicted model, not a curated record. Gene Ontology annotation, biological process: L-serine biosynthetic process. Gene Ontology annotation, cellular component: cytoplasm. The coding region runs from base 1 to 1110 and encodes 369 amino acids.
AUGUCUCUGGAAGGACGAAAAAUCAAUUUCGCUGCGGGACCAGCGAAGCUUCCCGAAGAAGUCCUGCUGAAAAUGCAAGAGGAGCAGCUCAAUUUCAAUGGGCUCGGUGUCAGUGUCAUUGAAAUGUCGCAUAGAUCCAAGGAAUUCGGAGCGCUGCUCAACGAGACGAUCAGCUUGAUUCGCGAGCUCAUGAACGUGCCCGACAACUUUGAAAUUCUCUUCAUGCAAGGCGGCGGAACCGGUCAAUUCGCCGCGAUUCCUUUGAAUCUAAAGGGCUCCCAUGACCAUGCCGACUACAUCGUCACCGGUGCGUGGUCCUCGAAAGCUGCCGAGGAAGCUGAGAAGUAUAUCAAAGUGAAGAAGGUGUUCCAACCAUCAAAGCCCUAUGUCACUGUGCCGGAUCAAGAGAAAUGGGUGCACGACGAGAAGGCCGCGUAUCUGUACUACUGUGCCAAUGAGACGGUCCAUGGAAUCGAAUUCUCACCGACGGCGCCUGAAUCGCACAACGUGCCAUUGGUGGCUGAUGUUUCGUCCAACUUCAUGGCGAGGCCAUUUGAUUUUAAGGAUCACGGCGUCGUCUUCGGUGGAGCGCAGAAGAAUCUCGGUGCCGCCGGCCUGACGAUCGUCAUCGUUCGGAAGGAUCUCAUCGGAAAGCAACAAGCGAUCACCCCAGCCGUGUUCAGUUAUAAGGAGAUGAUUGCCAACAACAGUUUGUACAAUACACCACCGACUGGAGGAAUCUACACCACGAAUCUCGUCUUGAAAUGGAUCAAAUCCAAGGGUGGCCUCCAGGCGAUCUACGAAUUGAACCUCCAGAAAUCCGGCCUCAUCUACGGUAUCAUUGAUAACUCGAACGGAUUCUAUCACUGCGCCGUCGACAAAAGCUACCGUAGCAUCAUGAACGUGUGCUUCCGAAUCGGUGGCGCCGCUGGAAACGAGGAUUUGGAGGCGGAAUUCUUGAAAGGAGCCGCCGAGAGGAACAUGAUCAGUUUAAAGGGACAUCGAUCGGUUGGCGGCAUUCGUGCCUCGUUGUACAAUGCGAUUACGUUGGAGGAGACUCAAGUGCUUGCCACGUGGAUGAACGAGUUCCAGAAGGCGCAUAGUGCUUGA